Molecule: messenger RNA, 442 nt
Organism: Spizellomyces punctatus DAOM BR117
Lineage: Eukaryota; Fungi; Chytridiomycota; Chytridiomycetes; Spizellomycetales; Spizellomycetaceae
Product: 40S ribosomal protein S21
Exons: 3
Coding region: 87-347 (86 amino acids)
Biological process (GO): endonucleolytic cleavage to generate mature 3'-end of SSU-rRNA from (SSU-rRNA, 5.8S rRNA, LSU-rRNA); endonucleolytic cleavage in ITS1 to separate SSU-rRNA from 5.8S rRNA and LSU-rRNA from tricistronic rRNA transcript (SSU-rRNA, 5.8S rRNA, LSU-rRNA); translation
Cellular component (GO): cytosolic small ribosomal subunit; ribosome
Molecular function (GO): structural constituent of ribosome
Source: RefSeq, a predicted model, not a curated record
GUUCGAGAUCUUUUGGACAUUUUCAUUUUCGGCAAUACCUGAACGAUCCCUUCCCGCUUCGUUCCAGCACCCUCGUUGUAUCAAACAUGGAGAACGAGAAGGGUCAGGUCGUCGACCUCUACAUUCCUCGCAAAUGCUCUGCAACCGGACGUCUCAUUACCGCCAAGGACCACGCAUCGGUUCAAAUCAACGUGGCUGAUGUAGAUGCUUCUGGACGUCUGGCGGGUACUUUCCAUACCUACGCCCUGUCUGGUUUCGUCCGAUCCAUGGGUGAAUCUGAUGACUCCAUCAACCGAUUGGCGACCACUGACGGGUACCUCAAGGGUGUGUGGAGUUACCAACAGUAGAACUCUCCAUGACCUGUUUAUCUGGAGAAUGCAAAACUGUAUCUUUCACCCUCUACUCUGAUCGACCUAAUAAAACUUUUUAAAAAUCGAUAUAA